Pediculus humanus corporis (human body louse) is the source of this 843-nucleotide messenger RNA. RefSeq names its product SPRY domain-containing SOCS box protein, putative. NCBI's taxonomy places the organism in Eukaryota, Metazoa, Arthropoda, Insecta, Psocodea, Pediculidae. The record is from RefSeq and is a predicted model, not a curated record. Gene Ontology annotation, biological process: intracellular signal transduction; proteasome-mediated ubiquitin-dependent protein catabolic process. The transcript is spliced from 4 exons. Gene Ontology annotation, cellular component: SCF ubiquitin ligase complex. The coding region runs from base 1 to 843 and encodes 280 amino acids. Gene Ontology annotation, molecular function: protein binding.
AUGAACAUGGGGCAAAAAAUAUCAGGUGGUGUAAAAAAUGUCAAUAGAGAGAGUCCACAGCCGUUUAAACCCGUCAUACCACGCGAGUUAGCACAAGAUUUUGCUCGUCCAGCGCGGUUAGAUAUACUUCUUGACAUGCCGCCAGCGUCGAGAGAUUGCCAAAUAAAACAUGCAUGGAACCCGGAAGAUAGAUCUUUGAAUAUAUUUGUAAAGGAUGACGACAAGCUGACAUUCCACAGGCAUCCAGUGGCGCAAUCAACAGACUGCAUCAGGGGUAAAGUAGGUUUCACAAAAGGUCUCCACGUAUGGGAAGUUCAUUGGUCGACGCGCCAAAGAGGAACUCACGCAGUCGUCGGAGUCGCGACUCAAGACGCGCCUUUACACUCUGUCGGCUAUCAGAGCCUAGUAGGAAGCAAUGAUCUCUCUUGGGGAUGGGAUUUAGGAAGAAAUAAAUUAUACCACGAUUCUAAAAAUAAUGCCGGAGUUACUUAUCCGGCCCUUCUUAAGCCAGACGAAACUUUUAUUGUGCCAGACAAAUUUCUAGUUGUAUUAGACAUGGACGACGGUACGCUGUCAUUUGUAGUCGACGGUCAAUACUUAGGAAUAGCAUUCAGAGGACUGAAAGGAAGGAAAUUGUAUCCGAUCGUAUCCGCCGUUUGGGGUCAUUGUGAAAUCACGAUGAAAUACAUCGGAGGACUCGAUCCGGAACCAUUACCGCUCAUGGAUCUCUGUCGGCGAGUCAUACGACAACGCAUAGGUAAACAACAGUUGGAGGAACACGUGACGGACCUCAACCUUCCACGUGCAAUGAAGGUUUAUCUAUUGUACAGAGACAUUAGAUAG